AUGUUCACCUUCACGAAAAUGCAAAAAAACAGAGCUAGAAAAAUUUUAAUAAAUUUCGAUAAGAUAUUCUCUUCAGCUGACAUAAGGAAUUUUAUUGAUGAAUUAGAAUUAGUAGAUGAAAGAAGAGAGUUCCACCUAACUAUGCAUCAAAAUGUGAUAUCAGCAAACACGUUACAAGCAUUAGAGGUAAGUUUUAAUACAAAUCUAGGAAUAAAAUAUUGCAAUAGUCUUAAUGAGAAUUUCAUUAGGAACAUAGCUCAACCAGGAGAGAAAUUGAAAAUUUACGUAAUACCAGAUGUAGAUGAAGCUGUUAUAUCUGUCCAGGAUAAUGAAAAAGGGACUCAAGAGAUGUUUA
Funneliformis mosseae is the source of this 355-nucleotide messenger RNA. The record is from the annotation of a GenBank genome assembly. Lineage: Eukaryota; Fungi; Glomeromycota; Glomeromycetes; Glomerales; Glomeraceae.